Molecule: messenger RNA, 1587 nt
Organism: Tachyglossus aculeatus (Australian echidna)
Lineage: Eukaryota; Metazoa; Chordata; Mammalia; Monotremata; Tachyglossidae
Gene: MTG1
Product: mitochondrial ribosome associated GTPase 1
Exons: 12
Coding region: 29-1123 (364 amino acids)
Cellular component (GO): mitochondrion
Molecular function (GO): GTP binding; GTPase activity
Source: RefSeq, a predicted model, not a curated record
CCGUGGCCCGGGCGUCCCGUCGGGGAGGAUGAGGCUGUGGGGGUGGGCGCUGCGGGCCGCCCAGAGGGACGGCUUCCCCCUGCACGGACACCCCGUGGCGCGCUGGUUCCCGGGACACAUGGCCAAAGGGCUGCGGAAGAUGCAGAGCCUCCUGAAGGGGGUGGACGGCGUCAUCGAGGUCCACGACGCCAGGAUCCCGCUGUCGGGCCGAAAUCCUCUGUUUCGGGACACCCUGGGAAUCCGACCUCACCUGCUCCUGCUCAACAAGAUGGAUCUGGCGGAUCUGCAGGAGCGGCAGGAAAUUGUGCGACACUUGGAGAACGAAGGUCUGAAAAAUGUCAUCUUUACCAACUGUGUGAAGGAUGAAAAUAUAAAUCAGGUGGUUCCGCUGGUCACCAGGCUGAUCGAGAGCAGCUACCGCUAUCAUCGAGGAGAGAACCCGGAAUCCUGCAUCAUGGUGAUCGGGGUUCCCAACGUGGGCAAGUCCUCGCUCAUCAACUCCCUGCGACGGCACCACCUUCACAAAGGAAAAGCCUCCAGGGUCGGUGGUCAUCCCGGGAUUACUCGAGCCGUGAUGUCCAAAAUUCAGGUGUGUGAGCGGCCCUUGAUGUUCCUUCUGGAUACCCCCGGGGUCCUUGCCCCAAGGAUCGAGAGUGUGGAGAUUGGCCUGAAAUUGGCCCUGUGCGGUACUAUAUUGGAUCAUUUGGUUGGGGAAGACGUCAUGGCUGAUUACCUUCUGUACACGCUGAAUAAGCACCAGCAGUUCAAGUACGUGGACCACUACGGCCUGGGAGAGGCCUGCGACGACAUCCGCAGCGUGCUGAAGAGGAUCGCCGUCAAACUCAGGAAGACCCAGAGAGUCAGAGUGCUCACGGGCACCGGGGAUGUGAACGUCAUUCAGCCCGACUACAGCGCGGCGGCCUACGACUUUCUGCGCACCUUCCGCAGCGGGGGGCUGGGACGCGUGAUGCUGGACACCCCCGCCCCGCUGGAGCCGCCCCCCGCCAUCACCACCAGCGGAAGCCACACGCCAGCGCCCGGCUCGGCCAGCCUCUCCAGGGCCACUUCAAGGGCCACCAGUCCCGGCACUAGGAUUGAUCCGUCGCCAAGAACCGACCGGUGAAUUCCAGGCCGCUCCACCCCAGCCUUGGAGGCAGGGUGGAAAGGCGUCGGAAGACAAGAGCGCGUAUGUACUCAGACCGUGAGACCCCCGGGGCCCACUUCAGGACCUACCAGAUUCGUUCAGUCCAUUGUGUUUAUUGAGCGCUUCCUAGGUGCAGAGCACUGUAGAAGCAUUUAAACCAAGUGACCUCAAACCCUCCCCUGGCCCCGUGGUCGGGGCUGCCUGGGACGUCCCCUGUGGGUCAGGCUUCAGUUUGGGGCUCCAACGGAGCCCAAUUACUUCCAGAUCCCAUUUUCGACCCUGAACUGCCUUAAGAGAGCAGGCCAAAUCGAGGUGAAGGCAGGGAACUGGCCUUCAAGAUUCCAGUUUAGUAUCCCAGAGGUCCCGGUGCUCAAGAAACAUCGUCCCAACCAUGAAUUUUCACAUCACCUUGAAAACUUUAAUAAAAACAUUAACAAACAGUU